UCUCCAUAAACAGGAAGUGAACGCGUUCUGUAGUAGCUGUGCUGUGAUGCUGCCCCAGUUGACGUUUGAGUCACAAGGCAGCGAAGCUCGAUCAGAGUUCUGGACACAUGUACCUAGAAGGUGUUACUAUGUAGAGGAGGAAGGAUAAGGAUGCCACGAUGGAGAGAAUGAUUAGCUGUGUUGCCCUUACAAUGAGCUCAUCAGAUCCAGAGGAAAACAGGGGCCAGCAGUAGUAAAGAGUCCUGUUUUAUGUGCCCGUGUAGUCUUACGUGGACAUGGGAAUCAGGUCUUUUCUGUGUCCCGGUCCUAUUUGAGUGCUAUGAAUCCCAACACGUCCUCGGCUUGCUGUGAAGUCCAGUCUGUUGCCGAUGACCACGCGGAUGACUGGCUCUUCCUUUGCCCUGACCUGGCUGAACCUCUGAACUCAGAGUCAGAGUCCAGGGAGGACCAGGAAGCAGGGGAGCAAAGCAAACUAAAAUCCAAGUUGGUGUCGGCGUGGAACAGCAUCAAAUAUGGCUGGUCUUUGAAGAAGAAAGCUAAAUUCAAGAAAAGCUCUCCGGUGAAUCUUCUUGGAAAGUCCUACAACAUCAAGAAUGAAGAAGACCGAGAGAGUUUCCGUCGCUGUUUUGUGUCUCUGCUGUGGCUGACCUACAGACGGGGCUUCCCUCAGCUGCCCGGCUCGUCUCUGACCACCGACAGUGGAUGGGGUUGCGUCCUACGGACGGGGCAGAUGCUGCUGGCGCGAGGCCUGAUCCUACACCUGAUGCCACCAGGUUGGACCUGGUCUGCUCAGUACAGCCUAGUCAAAGAUGACCUAGACCUGCUUCAGUCUGCGGACAACACAGAGCCGGGCUGGGCUGUAGACGGAAAACAAAGGGGUCGAAAACUGAGCCUGGGAUCCCUCUUGGACAGGCCCAUGGAGGCGACGCACAGAAGGGUGGUGUCCUGGUUUUUAGACCACCCCAGCACCCCGUUUGGGAUACACCGACUGGUGGAGUUGGGUAAAAGCUCGGGGAAGAAGGCCGGAGACUGGUACGGUCCGUCCAUCGUGUCGCACAUCCUCCGGAAAGCUGUGGCGGCUUCGGUGGACCUUCCCAAUCUAGUUGUGUAUGUGGCACAAGACUGCACCAUCUACCUGCAGGACGUGAGGAGGUUGUGUGAACGACCUCACCCUCACUUCUGGAAGUCCGUCAUCAUCCUGGUUCCUGUGCGACUUGGAGGACAAGACCUCAAUCCAUCCUACAUCACCUACGUCAAAAAGCUGCUGAGGUUGGAGUGCUGUAUUGGAAUCAUUGGUGGCAAACCAAAGCACUCGUUGUUCUUUGUUGGCUUCCAGGAUGACCAUCUGCUGUACUUAGAUCCUCACUACUGUCAACCCACAGUGAACAUAAAAAAGGAGAACUUUCCUUUAGAGUCGUUUCACUGUAAACAUCCCAGGAAGAUGUCUUUCUCUCGCAUGGACCCCAGCUGCACCAUAGGGUUCUACGCAAAAGGGCAAAAAGAGUUUGAAUCGUUCUGUGCAGCUGUUAAUAAGGCGGUCGCCACAUCUUCAGAGACAUACCCCAUGUUCAUAUUUGCAGAGGGUAAAAGUCGGGAGGUGGAGGAGGGCAUCAGCGAGAGCACUAACUGCAUCACCUACAUACAGAGAGAGAACGAGCUGAAAAGUGAUGACACCAACAGCAUGGACGAAUUUGUUCUGCUGUGAACAGACAAACAGGAUCAGAUCGGCAUCGUUUCCGUGACAACUGCUGAUCAUCAGAGCAAACCCAUUUGCAUCUAAACGCUCCAUGCUACAAAGAGGUCCUGUUAAAUAAACUAGAUGGGUUUCAGAUUCAUUUUGCUGUAAUUUUAUAUCUUUGUUGCACCUAUUUGUAAACAUAUUUAUUGCAUCAGCCAGAAAACAGUCUCAUUAAAUCGGCUCAAACCGAAAACAUUCAGAACUAAAGGUUCUGACUCUGGUCCGUUCAGAGAAAAUGAUUGAUUGUGUCAUUUUAAGAUGGGCUGUAAUAUCUGUUUUCAUGUCACGUGUCAGGAUGGGCUGCAGUUUAAACCAACUGUAAAAAAGGAUUCCUGCAUUCUGAUGAGGGAAUCUGUUGAAGUUAAAUCAAAUGUAAGGUAAUAAACAUAUUCUUUAAAUAAAAACUACACCUGGUAGAAAUAUUUGUA
This is a messenger RNA of Nothobranchius furzeri (turquoise killifish), 2166 nucleotides long. RefSeq names its product cysteine protease atg4da. Gene Ontology annotation, molecular function: protein-phosphatidylethanolamide deconjugating activity. The record is from RefSeq and is a predicted model, not a curated record. Lineage: Eukaryota; Metazoa; Chordata; Actinopteri; Cyprinodontiformes; Nothobranchiidae.